CCCGGAAGUGACGUUGACGGGAAAAUCUCUCCAGGAAUCACAAAUAGCGGAUUUCUAAACAUUACAUUGCGGUUCAUUCUAGUUAAUACUUAAAAACGAAAGGCAACACUUUGCACCAGCAUCUUACGAUUGCCGAGAAUGGGAUCUAAAGAUGUGAAACUCUUGGACGUUUUUUCAUACGAGAGUCUCGUGCAUGCAGUCGCCGGUGCAAUGGGCAGCGUUACUGCAAUGACUGUAUUCUUUCCUCUUGACACAGCUCGACUAAGGCUGCAAGUUGAUGACAAGAGGAAAGCCAAGUCCACUCCAGCCAUUCUAGCUGAGAUCAUGAAGGAGGAGGGUCUGUUAGCUCCAUAUAGAGGCUGGUUUCCAGUGAUUUGCAGUCUCUGCUGCUCGAACUUCGUUUACUUCUACUGUUUCCAUAGUCUGAAGGCCACCUGGCUACAAGGUCAGAGGUCAACGCCCGGACGAGACCUUAUCAUUGGCAUCUCUGCAGGUAUAGUGAAUGUCCUUGUGACCACUCCGCUCUGGGUGGUCAAUACCAGACUCAAACUGCAGGGGGCGAAAUUCAGAAAUGAGGACAUACAGCCCACACAUUACAAAGGAAUUAUGGAUGCGUUUGCGCAGAUCAUACAGCAGGAAGGAGUGGGAGCAUUGUGGAACGGGACCUUUCCCUCCCUGCUGCUGGUGAUGAAUCCAGCUGUGCAGUUCAUGAUAUAUGAGGGUCUGAAGAGGCAGCUCAUAAGAGGAGUGCACAGAGAGCUCUCAUCUCUGGAGGUGUUUCUUAUUGGAGCCAUUGCCAAGGCGAUAGCUACCACAAUAACUUACCCACUUCAGACAGUCCAGUCAGUUCUGCGGUUUGGACAGCAUGGGCAGACCAGAGAACAUCCCAAACUACUGAACAGCCUGAGAUCUGUCAUGUAUCUGCUCAUCAAUAGAGUCAGGAAGUGGGGCAUGCUAGGAUUGUUUAAAGGCCUGGAGGCGAAGCUUCUUCAGACGGUCCUCACUGCUGCACUGAUGUUCUUACUGUAUGAGAAGAUUGCCAGCGCCACCUUCAGGGUCAUGGGUGUCAAACGUCCGGUGACAUCCCACUGACCUCCAACAGGCCUUUAUGAUCUCACUAAUAUCAUAGGAACUUUCAUAGGCUGCACUGAGUAUGUAUGUGUUAUGACUGGUGGUCGACCGAUUAUGGGUGUUUUUAUGGCCAAUGCUGAUAUCUGGAGAAUGUUAAUACGUACACAAAUUAUCUUAAAUUAUCACUUAUUUUACACAAUAUUUACUCAAAAUGCACUAAAAGAAUUUGAAAACAGAGAUUGUUUCGCUGUUGACAAGGCUGUUGGAUUUUGUCAUUGUAAUUGUAAUUGCCAUUUUACAUUAAUAAUGACUAAAGAAUGACCAAAACUUGAACUAGUACUGAAAUUUAAAGGGAUAGUUCACCCAAAAAUGAAAAUUCUCUCCUCAUUUACUCGCCCUCAUGCCAUCCCAGAUUUUUUUUACUUUCUCUCUUCUGCUGAACACAAACAAUUAUUUUAGAAGAAAAUCUCAGCUCUGUAGGGCAAUACGAUGCAAGUGAAUGGUGACCAAAACUUUGAAGCUCCAAAAAGCACAUAAAGGCAGCAUAAAAGUAAUCCAAACAACUCCAGUGGUUAAAUCCAUGUCUUCAGAAGCAGUAUGAUAGGUGUGGAUGAGAAACAGAUCAAUAUUUAAGUCCUCCUUUUUACUAUGUGCUUUUUGAGUUUCAAAGUUUUGGACCCUGUUGACUUGCUUUGUAUGGACCUACAGUGCUGAGAUAUUUUUCUAAAAAUCUUCUUUUAUGUUCUGCAGAAGCAAGAAUGUCAUACACAUCUGGGAUGGCCUAAACAUGAGUAAACAUUGAUCUAUUCCUUUAAUUCCUGCAAGGUUGAUUUUAUGUAGGUUUUUUUUUUAAAGAACAUUUCAUUACAAAUAUGGACUAUCUAUGUUUAUAACCAGCAAAUUCAGGCUGGUGCACAUGGUGUGAAAUAUAAUUUUUUUUUUCUGUGAUCAACAAUAUAACCUGAUCUUGGAUCAGCCCUCCUGCUUUGAUAAGUCAUAUAUGGCAACAGCCUCGGGACUGUUUUUUCUGGUUCUGUGUAGUUAAUACUUGACUUUACUUGGAAACACUGCCCACUGUGACUGCAACUGACCUUUAACCUAAAAGGUUUUGAGUCUGAACUUUGAAACAGUCUAUUUUCACUAUUCGUAAUAAGAGGAUGUGGAAUAACCAGUUAGUGAGCCGACUUCAUCAGAAACAUCACAUCUCUAUUUUGAAUGUUACAAACAGAAGAAAGCUCAAGUGCAUUUGCACAAAGACGCUGAGAAUUAUUUUCAGGCUUUUUAAAAGGUCUUGCUCAGCACUAAUGUUCACACUGCAGUGCACAUAUGGUGAAUCACCAGCAAACAUUGUAGAACAGGAACAGUUAUACAGGUAUAUGAAUGUAUUCUUGAUUGUUAGAACGAUUCUCUAAUCUAGUGUAUCAAAUUGUUGUUUAAUGUGUUUAAUAAUCACAAACUCUAAGUCAUUUAGAUGAAUGAGUUUCAUUCAAAUAAACUUUAAAAUAGAUUUCCUAAAUAAAAUGAAUGAUCUAAAUUAAUGCAGUAUAAACUGGUGUCUUUAUUUUAAUAAAUAAUAUUGAAUAUUUAUGUACUUGUUACUUAAUAUAAGGGAAUAAACAUCUGAAACUCAGAAUUCAGCACUUGAUCCCACUCAAAAUUAUUUAUCAUGGGUGAAAUUCACUGGACAAAUGUU
Molecule: messenger RNA, 2764 nt
Organism: Myxocyprinus asiaticus (Chinese sucker)
Lineage: Eukaryota; Metazoa; Chordata; Actinopteri; Cypriniformes; Catostomidae
Gene: slc25a17
Product: solute carrier family 25 member 17
Exons: 9
Coding region: 139-1092 (317 amino acids)
Biological process (GO): transmembrane transport
Cellular component (GO): peroxisomal membrane
Molecular function (GO): AMP transmembrane transporter activity; ADP transmembrane transporter activity; FAD transmembrane transporter activity
Source: RefSeq, a predicted model, not a curated record